This is a messenger RNA of Thermochaetoides thermophila DSM 1495, 1743 nucleotides long. RefSeq lists its product as uncharacterized. Bases 1 to 1743 code for a protein of 580 amino acids. The transcript has a single exon. The record is from RefSeq and is a predicted model, not a curated record. Lineage: Eukaryota; Fungi; Ascomycota; Sordariomycetes; Sordariales; Chaetomiaceae.
AUGAUGACCAUUGAGAAGAAAGAUAGUGAUGGAGAAGGGGAACCUCCUGUCACUCCCGCAUGUGCUUCUAAACAGCCACUAAAGCUCGAGUCUAUGCCUCCAGAGAUCCUGACUCUCAUCCUUGAAUGCCUGAUCCCCGAGCAGCCCGAGAUUGGCGAGACACGCCCCGUCGCCUACGACAAGCUGAUGGCCGAUGAGCCAUGGUAUCACUUCACACGCUGUCGCCGUGGACUAAACAGUCUAUGUCGCGUCUCGCGUAGGAUGGCGGCCCUCGCCCGCCCAUGCCUUUAUCGUACUAUUGCCCUAUGGAACGAGGCUUCGAUGUUUCUCCUCUUUCGCACGCUCCUCGAGAAGCCCGAAUACGGUGUCUGGACACGCUUUCUGUCCUGUCAUCUGACUCUGAGCCGCAAAGACGUCAUCCGAGAGAUGCGUCGCUUGUUGGUUAAAUAUGGGCCGACCCUCAAGUUUGCGACCGGCGACAAUAUUACAGUUAAGCGUGCCAAAGACUUUAUCGAACUAUUCCGGACAAUUCUUCCAUUGACGUCGGCCAACCUCGACUACGUCCCUCAGAUCAUUCUCUACCUUAUUCUAACGUUCUUAACAAGGCUGGAAGUCCAUCUCUUACAAGUUCCGAUCUGCGACGAUGAGGAGGAAUACGAUGUUUUCUGUAGGCAUAUGAGCGUCGCCAGAGCGCUCUACCCUGAAGGCGCGCCAGAAACUCCAUUUACUCACGUACAUACCCUUCAAUUACAGGGUGAUCCAGAACUACUUAGCCAUUUCGAGGACGAAGAUUGCAACUGCGAGAUUCCGGAGAUCUGGGGCACCCAGCCACGCCGCUAUGCCCGGUUGUUCUCCGCAUUCCCCAACCUAACGACACUCGAGGUCAGCAGCGACGACGGCAUAUGGUCCAACGAGCUGUACGAUUGGGAUCCCGAUUUUCACCAUAUAGGCGGCGAUGAAACGGGGCCGUACCUCAAGGGCAUCCGUCAUAUCUUCCUCCACAACAGUGGCGCUUGCCCGACCGAUCUUUAUCACCUCCUUGUCAAUGCACCACAGCUCGAGACCCUCUACAUGGCUCCGUGCCGCGAUGGUUACGAUCGCGACAACAUGGUUGACGAAAAUAGCAUGGAAUUGCACCCGGAGGCCCUUGAUGUGGCUCUCUCUCAGCAUGCUAAGCACUUGCGCAACCUCGAUGUCAGCUGGCACGACGUCUCCGGCUUCGAGCCGCUCAUUGGCCCCGAGGGUGGGCGUCUCGCCUCACUAGCAACCAUGGGCACCCUCGAGAAGCUCUGCAUCCAGAUGGCCAUGCUCUACGGUACACCCGCAAACGUGGCAACUAUGGAUCUGAUUGACCUGCUGCCGCCCAACCUGAUCGAGCUCGCCCUCGAAGACUGGUGGUGGCACAACGCGUCGCUGCUCUACGAGCUCCCACACUGGGACGCCCGCCGCAAGAUCGAGCACUACACUUCACAGCAGAAGUACCGGGCGAGCGCGCUCAAGACGCUCUCGCAGUUUGCGCGCGACGUACGUGUCAAGCGGCUGCAUAAACUGAAGAAGGUCAAACUGGUGUGCAAAAUCCCAUGGACGUGGAUGAUGGAAGAUGCGGUGCCGCUCGAGUUUCAUUUCGAGGAUAUCAAGAAUAUGUUGCUGGCCAAGGGCAUCGACUUUGAGGUGAGCUCGGAUGAGAUCGAGGAGCUUAAGCCUGAAGAUGAGGGGUAUUUCGGGACAUGUCCUCGGUCUUAG